This is a messenger RNA of Cladophialophora immunda, 1524 nucleotides long. RefSeq lists its product as uncharacterized. The coding region runs from base 127 to 924 and encodes 265 amino acids. The record is from RefSeq and is a predicted model, not a curated record. Gene Ontology annotation, cellular component: extracellular region. The transcript has 3 exons. Gene Ontology annotation, biological process: cell wall biogenesis; fungal-type cell wall organization; (1->6)-beta-D-glucan biosynthetic process. NCBI's taxonomy places the organism in Eukaryota, Fungi, Ascomycota, Eurotiomycetes, Chaetothyriales, Herpotrichiellaceae.
CCCUCCGCAACUUACACGGAGCCCUUGGUUACCGAACACUCGUUUUCGACACAUCUCACGCUCCCUUUCGCUUUGUGUGUUUCUUCUCCUCGCGUCUCCCAUUACACCGUCACCAUUGUCCACGAUAUGAUUCUACGAAGCAUCUACCUCCUGGCCGCUGCCAUCCUCCCGUUCACGUAUGCUGAUGUCCAAGUUGUCGCACCUGAAGCUGGGGACAGUAUCACCGGACUCAAUCUACAGAUACAAUGGAAAGACUCGGGCAACUCGCCGCCUAUCUCCCAACUGGCUAAUUAUCAACUCUUUCUAUGUGCAGGAGGCAACGACGAAUCCGACUAUAUCCCAAUAGCCACGCUUGUUCAAGAAGGAACCUAUACCACCGGGGAUUCAAUCACCAUCACCUUGCAACCGGGUACUGGCGCUGAUGUGCCAAACGCCUAUUUCCUGAAAUUCGUAUCCGCCGCUACAGGAGGCACCGUCAUCAACUUCUCCGACCGUUUCUCCCUUAAAAGCAUGACUGGCACGUUUCCGGCGGUGGUCCAGCAAGGUCUGAGGACUGUCACUGGCACUGCUGGCCCAGCCGACGUCAAUAAUAUCCAAGCACCCCAAGCGGGCGCUGGUCAAAACACCCCGUCUUCUGCUGGAGAAGGGGCCUAUAGCACCCCCUACACCAUGCAGACCGGGACAAUCCGCUACGCUCCCAUGCCUCCAAUGGCCCAAACAAAGAUCACUGCGAAGAAUGCCUCUCCUUUGUGGCCUACCAGCGCAUAUACUGUGUACCAGACCAUCGCCGGCACUCCAAAUGCCAUCACAACCAACACCUUGCCCCUUACGUUCACCGUUUCUAGCAGAGAGAAUCCGGUUGCUGCGGCCGGCCAGCCCACUGAUGCAGCGAUGCAGAAGUUCCUCAAACGGUGGAUGGACUGAAAAUUGACGAGAAGGAAUGUUAAAUCAUGAAAAGAUCGCUAAAUUUGAACAUGUGGCCGGCGCCGAAAUGCGAAUAAUCAGUCAUGCCGAGGAGAACGGAGUCUGGUUGGUUCUGGGUGUCCAUUAUGUGCAUUGUUUGCCGGUUCUGGCUGGAUGAGGAUGGAUUCUAUGUUUGCCUCCAACGCCAUGCUGAAAGAUUCAUGAACAAACCUGUUGGAGUAUUACAACAAUGUCACCGGUAUAUUUCAUCGAACGGUCUCGUAUCCCGAAAACAGCUGUCCCACACCUCAUUGACCACUUUGACUGCCUGUACGUCGUCUUUGCAACUUGGUCGACCCAUGACCGAGAUUAUUGCCCUUCUUCGAACGCAAUCCUGGUGGUGAUUCGUGAAAGAGAGGAUCUUGUUGCGGAAGAACUCGUUGGCCCACCGACAUUCGCCACUGAGAUUGCUGGCCCGAAUCUGCGUGAGCUCGUCAGCUUGAAAUGUCUUACCUCUUUGGUGGGAGACCAACCUCUGAACACGCCGCAUGUCUCAGAUCAUCUUCGAGGGUCAAAUUCGUCUUGAACCGCAAAUGGUCAUAUGCGUGGACCAUCUCGUGU